This is a messenger RNA of Entelurus aequoreus (snake pipefish), 2378 nucleotides long. RefSeq names its product rhodopsin kinase GRK1-like. Gene Ontology annotation, cellular component: cytoplasm. Bases 247 to 1926 code for a protein of 559 amino acids. The transcript has 8 exons. Gene Ontology annotation, biological process: signal transduction; protein phosphorylation; regulation of signal transduction. Gene Ontology annotation, molecular function: G protein-coupled receptor kinase activity; ATP binding. The record is from RefSeq and is a predicted model, not a curated record. Lineage: Eukaryota; Metazoa; Chordata; Actinopteri; Syngnathiformes; Syngnathidae.
GCAGCAGGCUGGAUUUCAGUUGCACUGUAAAGCUCUACCUGAUUAUUCUUCCUUUCACUACGUCGCAAGAGGGCAAGAGGUAAAGAGGGUCUAGAAAUUAGAGCGGUUCAAGACUAUUUCUACUUGUUGUGGUGGCUCGAGGAACAUGGAGCAACGGGAAGAAUGAAAAGUCGGAUGCCUCCUGGGUGGAUUUAAUUUAUUGCCAACAAGUCAUCAUUUGACUCCAGUAAGACAAAAGUUGGGAUCAUGGAUAUCGGUGGUUUGGAGACAGUGGUGGCCAAUUCGGCUUACGUGUCGGCCCGAGGAAGUGUUGACGGUGCAGCAGCUGCCUCUCUACGCGACAAGAAGAUGCGGGCCAAGCUGAAACUCCCACACAUCAGAGAUUGUGAGCACAUGAAAGCGUCAGCAGGCGCCGCCUUUGACAGCAUGUGUGUCAAACAGCCCAUCGGCAAGCGACUGUUUCAACAGUUUCUAGAGAGCGACGCCACCCACAAGACCGCUGGGGAGCUGUGGAAAGACAUCGAAGACUAUGUCAUAUGCCAAGAAAAGGACAGAGCUCAGAAGGCCCAAAAGAUAGUCAAUAAAUACUAUGAGUCGGCAUCAAAUACUUUCUGCAGCUUCUUAGAAGAGAAGGCUGUCUUGCGAGUAAAGGAGGACUGCAAGAAUGUGCACGGCGACUUGUUUAAAGAAAGCGAGAAACAGGUCCUCCAACACCUGGAGAAGAAGGCCUUGGACGGCUUCAAGCAGAGCAUGUACUUCAUGCGUUUUGUUCAAUUCAAGUGUUUGGAGAGCCAGCCCGUUGACGAGGAGUGGUUCAUGGACUUCAGGGUCCUCGGCAAGGGGGGUUUCGGGGAAGUGUUUGCUUGUCAGGCUAAAGCGACAGGGAAAAUGUACGCCAAUAAAAAGCUGGAUAAAAAGAGGCUGAAGAAACGCAAGGGCUAUGAGGGUGCAAUCGUGGAGAAGCGCAUCCUUGCAAAAGUCCACACUCGCUUCAUCGUGACGCUGGCCUACGCUUUCCAGACCAAGACUGACCUCUGUCUAGUUAUGACCAUCAUGAAUGGUGGGGAUCUCAGGUUUCAUAUGUACAACGUGGAUGAAAAAAACCCGGGUUUCAAUGAGAAGAGAGCGUGUUUUUACACAGCUCAGGUAAUCUGUGGGCUGGAACACCUUCACCAGCACAGGAUUAUCUACAGAGACCUGAAGCCAGAAAAUGUACUGCUGGAUGAUGCAGGACAUGUCCGCCUGUCCGAUUUAGGCUUGGCUGUUGAACUUCCACCAGGAAAAGACACUACUACUGGCUAUGCAGGAACUCCAGGUUUCAUGGCUCCAGAGCUGCUCCAGAAGAAAGAAUAUGACUACACUGUAGAUUAUUUCACUCUGGGGGUUACUUUGUUUGAGAUGAUUGCAGCCAAAGGACCCUUCAGAGUACGAGGAGAGAAGGUCGAAAAUGACGAGGUGGCUCGCAGAAUCUUGAAUGACCCGGCUCCGUACACGCCCAACUUUAGCAAAGAGUGUAAAGAUAUUUGUGAAGGCUUGAUGGAAAAGGAUCCGGGGAAACGCCUCGGGUUCAAGAACAACGAGUGCGCCGAACUCAAGAAGUGCCCCUUCUUUAAAGACAUCAACUGGGGCCGUCUGGAAGCUGGUAUGCUGCCGCCUCCAUUUGUCCCUGAUCCCAAGGCGGUCUACGCCAAAGAUAUCGACGACGUGGGCGCCUUCAGCACGAUCAAAGGCGUGGUCAUGGAUAACAAGGACACAGAGUUCUUUACCGACUUCGCCUCGGGCAACGUUCCAAUCCCAUGGCAGGAGGAGAUGAUCGAGACAGGCGUGUUCGGAGAGCUCAAUAUAUGGGCUGAGAACGGAAAGCUGCCGAAUGACCUUGACCCAAACUAUGUGGAAGCCAAAAGUGGAGGCUGUGUGCUCCUGUAAAUGUAUGGGGGAGAACCAAAUAAACAUUAUUCAGAUUAGAAAGACUUAACUAAUUAAAAGGGCCAUGAAUCUUAAAUGAAUUAAUAUGAAAAUCAAAAUAUGAAAAUUUAAUUUGGUAAUCGACACCCCCGCCAGGACCUCUUUCACACACACCCCACCAAGGAAAAACAAGGCCAGGACUUGAAUAGAAACAGGGCAGGAAGAGAUGAAACAGCUGAUCUCACAAUAUUUAUACUAAAGUGUUUAUUACAGAUGGCUUUCUUGUGUGUACACUAUCACAGAUAAAAAAACCAAAGAACAAAUUGGUAUUUAUAACCAUUCAUUCAUCCAUCUUCUUCUGCUUAUCCGAAGUCGGGUUGCGGGGGCAGCAGCCUGAGCAGAGAAGCUCAGACUUCCGUCUCCCCAGCUACUCUGUCCAGCUCUUCCCGAGGGAUCCCAAGGCGUUCCCAGGC